Molecule: messenger RNA, 1951 nt
Organism: Octopus sinensis (East Asian common octopus)
Lineage: Eukaryota; Metazoa; Mollusca; Cephalopoda; Octopoda; Octopodidae
Product: glycerol-3-phosphate dehydrogenase [NAD(+)], cytoplasmic
Exons: 10
Coding region: 282-1337 (351 amino acids)
Biological process (GO): carbohydrate metabolic process; glycerol-3-phosphate catabolic process
Cellular component (GO): cytosol; glycerol-3-phosphate dehydrogenase (FAD) complex
Molecular function (GO): NAD binding; glycerol-3-phosphate dehydrogenase [NAD(P)+] activity; protein homodimerization activity
Source: RefSeq, a predicted model, not a curated record
ACCAAGUUCAAGGUUGUUUGUCAACAACUCCAAGUCACACUUCACUCUUGAUUGAUCCCGUUUGCCGUCCUACAGGAAAAGAGGGAUAAAGAAAGAGAGAGAGAGAGAGUGUGAGUGUGUGCAUGUGAAAGAAAGGAAAACAGCACCACUACCAUCACCACCACCACCACCAACAGCAACAACAAACAACUACCUCAGCCAAUACUGUUUUUCACUGCCAAGUGGUUGGACAACCUUUGAGAAAGAAGCGGUAAAUUCACGAUUAAAAUACAAGGAAGAAAAUGACAACUCUAAAGAAAAUCUGUAUUGUUGGUUCGGGAAAUUGGGGCUCUGCAAUUGCCAAAAUUGUUGGUGAGACAUGCAAACAGAAGUCAGACAAGUUCCAAUCUGCGGUCAGCAUGUAUGUGUACGAGGAGAUGAUUGGUGGAAAGAAGCUGACCGAGAUCAUCAACACACAGCAUGAAAACGUCAAGUACCUGCCAGGUUAUAAACUUCCAACCAAUGUGGUUGCUGUCCCAGAUGUGAAAGAAGCUGCUGCUGAUGCUGAUAUUUUGAUAUUCGUCAUCCCUCAUCAGUUUGUACGAGGAAUAUGUACGGCACUCAAAGGAAACAUCAAAAACAAUGCCAUAGCCGUCUCGUUAAUCAAGGGUUUUGAAGUGAAGAAAGAGGGCGGAAUUCGUUUGAUUUCCGAGGUCGUCUCGUCCGUUCUAAACAUCCCCUGUGCUGUGUUGAUGGGAGCUAACAUUGCUAAUGAAGUGGCUGAGGAGAACUACUGUGAAUCUACCAUCGGUUGCACCGACCCGGAGAUGAGUUUGGUUCUGAAGGAUUGCUUCCAAACUGACUAUUUUCGGAUAGUCUGUGUGUCCGACUGUGAAACUGUUGAAAUAUGCGGAGCCCUGAAAAACAUAGUUGCAGUUGGUGCUGGUAUUGCCGAUGGCCUUGGCUUUGGGGACAAUACAAAGGCAGCCGUCAUCCGUUUAGGUCUCAUGGAGAUGAUACAGUUUGCUAAAGUCUUCUAUGAAGGUUCCAUGAUGUCGACAUUCUUGGAGAGCUGUGGAGUGGCUGAUCUUAUUACCACAUGCUAUGGGGGUCGAAAUCGCAGAGUGGCUGAAGCUUUUGCUAAGACAGGAAAGUCGAUAGAGCAACUGGAACAGGAGAUGUUGAAUGGUCAAAAACUGCAAGGUCCGCCCACAGCAGCUGAAGUCAAUAUCAUGUUGAAGGCGAGGAAUAUGGAGGACAGAUUUCCUCUGUUCACAACAAUACAUCGGAUGUGUUUAGGUGAAGUUCCUGUCGACAAAUUCAUCAGCUGCCUUAAAAACCACCCUGAACAUCACUAAGGAGAAUAAAAAAGAAAAACAACAUUUCCUUAUCUUUUAAACAAAAAUGUUUUAGUCAGAAAAGACAAAACAUACAAAAAAAAAAUCCUGUAUUUUUUUUUAAAGGGUUACCUUUUUUUUUUUUUUUAAACACUUAAGAAAACUGAACUGAAUUUACUGGUACCAAACCUAAUGAAACCCAAACAAAUUUAAGCAAACCAGAAAGUCAAAAAACCCCAAAACACCAUCUAAUUACAAACUCCCAUCAAACCUCCAAACUUUUAAACUUUUUUAAAUUUAAAAAAAAAAAAAAGAAAAUCUAUUACUGCUGCUGCUGUUUUUUUUUUUUUGUAUAUUUUUAGUUUUGAAGAAUUUGGGAAAUUUCGCAGAACGAUGGGGAUAAUGAUUAAUAAUAAUAAUAAUAAUGAUGAUAAUAAAAUUAGUAAUAAUAACAAUAAUGAUAAUAAUAAUGAUAAUAAUAUUGUUUCUAAUUUAAGUACAAGGUCAACAAUUUUGAGGGGAGGGGGUUGUUCGAAGAUAUUGACUCAGGUCCUUGACUGGUAUGUUAUUUUAUUGCUCCUGCUCUAAGAUUUGAACUAAGGACACAAGGUACUCGAAUAAAUGCUGUAAGGUUC